Messenger RNA from Neltuma alba, 5286 nucleotides. RefSeq names its product protein SCAR2. Gene Ontology annotation, biological process: positive regulation of Arp2/3 complex-mediated actin nucleation; actin cytoskeleton organization. The record is from RefSeq and is a predicted model, not a curated record. Gene Ontology annotation, molecular function: protein kinase A regulatory subunit binding; Arp2/3 complex binding. The transcript is spliced from 9 exons. NCBI's taxonomy places the organism in Eukaryota, Viridiplantae, Streptophyta, Magnoliopsida, Fabales, Fabaceae. Bases 82 to 4848 code for a protein of 1588 amino acids. Gene Ontology annotation, cellular component: cytoskeleton.
GCGCAACGGAGAACAGAGUGAUCGGAGAGAAGGAGCAUAUGAGGGAGGAAAUUGAAGCUUGUCAUUGCUGAAUUGUGACAAAUGCCGAUAGCCAGGUACCAGCUGAAGAGCGAGCUCAGUUUGGCGGAUCCUGAGCUGUACAGAGUUGCCGAUAAGGAUGAUCCUGAAACUGUCUUAGAAGCUGUCGCCUUGGCCGGACUCGUCGGCCUGUUGCGCCAGCUCGGCGACCUUUCUCAAUUUGCUGCUGAGAUCUUUCGUGACCUGCAUGAAGAAGUAAUGGUCACUGCUGCAAGAGGUCAAGGUCUUAUGGCUCGUGCCCAACAGCUUGAGGCUGAAGUUCCUUCACUUGAGAAGGCUUUCCUAUCCCAACCUCAUCACUUAUCAUUUUUCUCUAAGGGAGAAUUUUCACAAGUUGAAACACUUGCUAUUAUUGGCCCUUUGACAGAGUUAUAUGCAUUUGCUAACGGCAUUGCAGGGAUCGGUUGGCAUCCAAAUCUUCGGUCUGAGCAAAAUCUUAUUACUCGAGGAGACAUGCCUCGAUUUGUAAUGGAUUCAUAUGAAGAAUGUCGUGGCCCUCCCCAGUUGUUUCUCCUGGACAAGUUUGACGUUGCUGGGGCUGGGGCAUGUUUGAAGCGUUAUACUGAUCCGUCAUUCUUUAAAUCGGAGCCAGCUUCCUCUGGACUAGCAACAGUUGAAGUGUUCAGGGAAAAGAAAAAUCAUAGAAUCAAGAAGAAAGGCACACGAAUGAGGAAUGGUGAAACCCCUGAAGUUGCAUCAACACAUACUAAGCUGCAUCAGUUGCUUCUUGAGGAGCGCAUUGAGAGUGCUUGUGCUGAUCCUGGACGUCAAGUGAAAUUGAAGAAUAGACAAUUAAAUGGCUCUGCAACUGAAACAAAAACUGGGAAAAGCUACAUGGAAAAAUUUCUGGAAUCUCCGUUGCAAGAUGAAGUGGUUCGUGAAACCUCAUUCUCUCCACCUCAUGUGAGAUUGGUGUCGGAUGAUACUAGUGAAGAAGGGAUUAAAAUACUUGAAAUCAGUACUGUUGGACCUGUAAAAAUGUCCUUGGAAAAUGAAAGGACAUGUUCAUGGACUAAUGAAGAGGAAGCAGUACUAAAGCCAUCCUCAGAAAAGCGCAGGCAGACAGAUGGCAAUCUUGUGAAGAAGCAUGAACAAGGCUCGUCUCGUGUCUCAGAUGAAAGAUCUUACAACUAUAGUGAGGUACCUCAUGAAACGAAAUUGGAAAUUGAUGAUCAAAAGGAAGGAGAAAAUUUCUUAUAUGGUUACCAUUCUGACGGUGAUUUGAGUGGGGAGGUUGACCAUCACUUGAAUGCGUUAGCUACCGUGGAGUCAGAAUUGGAUACAGGUUAUAAGUACAGAGAUAAGAACAGGUUCCUGCGUAUUCAGAACCUAAAAGAUUCUGAUGAUAGAGAACGUCAGCAGCGGGAUCGGUUUUUGCAUUCUCAAUCAUUUUCAGACUCCCUAGUGUCUGAUGAAAUUAGUUCAUUCAACCGAGAUAUAAAUGAAGUACAUGCUGAGCGACAAGCUCAAUUGUCCGAUUCUCAAUCAGGAAUCUCCUUCACAUCAGAUGAUCAAAGUUCACUCAAAAGGGAUAGAAAUGAAGAAUAUAGCAAACGGCAAGCUCAGUUUUCAGAUUUUCAAUAUAUCGGAAAAUCUUCCGCAUCAGAUAUGAAUAGUUCUUUUGACAAAGACAUUCCUUGUUUCUCUUGCUCUGAUUCUUUAAGCACUGUGGGUGAAAAUAUAACAUCAGAACCAGUGUCACUUAAAUCUAACAAGUAUAAUAGGUCUGAGAUUGAAGAUACAUCAUCAAACCAGCUUACUCAAAUUUUUGAGGCACAAAAAACAGAUCGGGGUAAGUUUCUCUUGCAUGGUGGUACACGUGAUCAGGAAAAAGUGGUUUCUGGUACGGGAGAUGAGUCGUCUGGUUCAUAUCUGAUAAAUUCAGGACGUAAGUCGCUAUAUUCAGAUCUUGCAUCCGCUUCAAUGAUGAAAAUAUCUAACAGGGAUCAAUCGAAGGAAACACCGACUGGCCUCAUUGAGCAUCAGUUAAGAUUAGCAGAUGAGGGCACAAGGCACCACGCUGAAUCUAUAGAUGCCAUUCCUGACGCUACAGUAUCUUCUGAAAAAGGUCUUUUGAACGAGUCUGCUGAUGGUGACCGAACUGUCAAUGGUAAUGCUAUAUUAAAUAUUUCAAAUGAUUUAAAAUUAGUUUCUGACAAUGAGCGCAGUGGAUGUUCCAAGAUCAAAGGAUUGCAAGCAGAAUCUCCGAGCCAAAACUGUUCUGACAUUUUGGUUUGUCGGGAGAUUGGUACAGAUGAACAUUCAAUUUGCUCAUCCACGGAAUUAGACAUGCAUUCUUUAAGUACUACCCUCAUGCUGGAUGUCCAACCUUUAAAACCUGCAGACUGUACUGAGUCAACACAUCUCAACUCACAAGAUGAAUCAGACUCAGUGGGAGUUGAAGCUGAAUGUUAUGAUCAGCAAUCAUAUUUUGGGGAGCUACCAGAAAUGGAGCAUAGUGAUGAAUUGAGUGGAUCCACUUGUAGAGUGGAUGCAGAUGAAGAUGACAAUCUUCAUAAAGGUUCAUCUUCUGGGGUCCAUGGUGGGCAGGAUUAUCAUGUCACAGAUGAUGUGGCUUAUACAGAACUUCAGCCAGAAGAUCAAUCAGUAUCUGUUGAUGCUGCUGAAAAUGAUGCGAAUAUUGCUUCUUAUCCCGCUUCCAGUAUGAUCUCUUCUGCAUCAAGAAAUCUUUCAAAUUUACAAGAACCAAUACCUGGCACAUGUUCCCAUGAGACAAAAAUGGAAUCUAAUCAGGUAGAACAGAUCAAGAUUGCUGUUGACUCGAAUGCAGAAAAUAGGGAGAAUGAACAGGAACCAUCUUCAGAUUCGAAUAUGGUAUCUACGUCAAUGACGAGUUCUACAAGUUUUGAGGAAUCUCAUUUCUCUUUUGCUGACCCUCAAGAGAAACAGAGGGAAAUUAGCGAGGCAGUCGAUAGAGAAUCCUUGAGAAAACUGGAGAAACAGGGGGGUGUGCAUCAACUAAAUGCUGCUUGUGCCAACGUAGAACUGAGCCUAAACAGAUCGGUGCCCUGUGAUAAUUCAGAAAUAUGUGAAAGUAUUAAAGGUUCGCUUCCUAAGGAGCAAACUGAACACAGUUCCGUCAAGGAUAAGAUUCUCAAGUUUUCAAAGCUAGAUUCUCAGGAACCAAAAUCCAUACCCCUUUUGCGGAGUAAACGUUUACGGAAUGGCCAAGAUGGUUUGGCAUCUUCUUUUUUUAACCAGCUGGAGUCUGGAAAUCGUUUGAAGAAGUCUUCGCAAUUACAAGAUGGUCAAGGGGAUGCAGGAUUUCUACCUAGCUGUGCAGAAAUUUCUUCCUCAAACAAACAUCAACCUGAACAGGUGCAAAUAUCAGAACACUUGGAAAAGGAAAGAAACUCUAGUGCUUCCUCUACAUCUGUUUCUGAAAUCCAUCUAGGUCAAUCUUCGUCAUUUGAAUCAUUUUCAAUAUCAGUAAGCCAGAAGGUUAACUCCACAAAACAUGUCAUGAACGAGCCUCUUUCUCCUCUUCAGGCCUCCUUAUCCGAGGCACCUAAAAUCAAUUUUGGGGAGAUGCCACCCAUGCCCCCGCUCCCACCUAUGCAAUGGAGAACAGGUAAGGUUCAACCUUUUUCCCUCGCUUCAAAUAGAGAAGUCUCAUUCCAACCAAUACAGUCGAUUAAAAGUGGAGAGCAGGCUCAAUAUAGUUUACCAAUUUCCGAGAGAGAAGCUUUGCAGUUUCAGAAUCCUGUUAUAUCUGUCAUGGCUGUGGAAGGUGAAAAGCUCCAGAAUACCUCAGGAUUUUUGGUGGGUGGGCAUCCUGUUGCAAUUUCUAUGCAACUACCAAUCAUGCUUAAUGAAGUAAACGGCAAAUAUAAUUACCUGGUUUUGGAGAGAAGCCAGACCCACAACCCAUUCCUAACAUCAUCUGUGCCUGUGGUACCUGCCGGCAAGCCUGCCGAAGGUUACAUUGGUGCCUCAGAGGGAGAAAUGGUACAAAAUUCAAACACAAGCUCACCAAUUCCACCUGUUGAACGUGCCAUUUCUGAACAAGAUUCCAUCUCUCCAGAGGAACUGUCUCAACCACCAAGUCAACCUAGUUUAAAAGUUAAAACACUUCAGCGGUCUGCAGAUAAUCUGGAAGGGAAGCAAGGAGAUCCUUCUAAUUCACCAAUGUCACCACCAGGCAUGGAAAAUGUGCAGCCUAUUCACAACCUGCUGCCUUCGGAAGGGAAGCAAGGAGAUCCUUCUGAUUCACCAAUGUCACCCCCAGUCGCGGAAAAUGUGCUGCCUGAUCACAAUCUGCCGCCUUCGGAAGGGAAGCAAGGAGACGAUUCUAAUUCACCCAGGUCACCACCAGGCAUGGAGAAUAUGCACCCCGAUCACAACCUGCUGCGUUCAGGGAAUGAAAUGGCUUCGACAUUGGAUAAGUCCGCUCUAGCAUCAGAUUUUGAGAGGGAAAGACUAAAUGGGAAGCCAAACGACAAGCUUCCUCGUCCACGGAGUCCCGUGAUUGAUGCAGUUGCUGCUCUUGACAAAAGCAAGCUGAGGAAAGUUGCUGAACGUGGGCCUCCGAAAGUACCAAAGAUAGAAGAAAGAGAUUCAUUUCUAGAGCAGAUAAGAACAAAGUCUUUCAACUUGAGGCCCGCUGCAACAAGACGAAACCGCUAUCACUAUCAGGGGCCAAGAACAAACUUAAAGGUCGCCGCCAUCUUGGAAAAAGCAAAUGCAAUUCGCCAGGCUCUGGCCGGGAGUGAUGAAGAUGACGAAAAGGAUGGUUGGAGUGAUUCUUAAAUCUUCAAGGGGUGCUGAUUUAUAUCUUACUACCGUGGUUUCCACCUUGAGUCGGACGUGCACAAUUUCUCCCCUCUUGUGAAUGAGAAAUCUCUAUGAAGUAUAAGAUUACAAGUUCAUGUAUGAUACUGCGCACUCCAUAUGGCUCCCCUUUUAUCUGUUCACACCCAGAUGCUUGCAAGGCAUAGGCAUGCAGCUUAGCAAGCAUCCCUGAUUCUUUUCAGUGGUGAUGCCUUUCUGCCCCAGAAGAUUCAGGGUCCAGGCUCAGAGUGGAAGUGCUUUACCUUUAUUCCCGUUUUUUCUUUGAUAUAUAAAUAUUGUAUAUUUGUGGCAUGGGUGGCCUUUUUUAACCAUAUAGUUUUAUUUAUAGCGAACGAUGUGCAUGAAAUUUUGUAAUCCUGUGAUGCAUCCUUUUUUAAAUUAUUUGUACAAUUGCAG